Messenger RNA from Drosophila busckii, 1058 nucleotides. Its product is annotated as ubiquitin-conjugating enzyme E2-17 kDa. Gene Ontology annotation, cellular component: HULC complex. Lineage: Eukaryota; Metazoa; Arthropoda; Insecta; Diptera; Drosophilidae. Gene Ontology annotation, biological process: proteasome-mediated ubiquitin-dependent protein catabolic process; DNA repair; protein polyubiquitination. Gene Ontology annotation, molecular function: ubiquitin conjugating enzyme activity. The transcript has a single exon. The record is from RefSeq and is a predicted model, not a curated record. The coding region runs from base 162 to 617 and encodes 151 amino acids.
UUCAUUAUAUAUCGAGUACGGGAGUAUCGAUACUUACUGUCAUCAAUUAAACAUAUAAAUUUACAAAAUUUCACUGUUCUGUUUCUGUUUACGAAAAUCGCAUUGCAAAACAUUCAAGUUUCACAUUAAAACACACAAAAGUGCCAGCAACGUUGUAGACAAUGUCAACACCCGCACGCAGACGUCUGAUGAGGGAUUUCAAAAGACUGCAGGAGGAUCCGCCAACUGGUGUUUCGGGUGCGCCAACAGAUAAUAACAUUAUGAUAUGGAAUGCUGUAAUCUUUGGCCCGCACGAUACGCCAUUCGAAGAUGGCACCUUCAAGCUGACCAUGGAGUUUACAGGCGAAUAUCCAAAUAAGCCGCCAACAGUUCGCUUCGUAUCGAAAGUCUUUCAUCCAAACGUUUAUGCAGAUGGCGGCAUCUGCUUGGACAUACUGCAAAAUCGCUGGAGCCCCACAUACGAUGUGUCCGCCAUUUUGACAUCCAUACAGUCGCUGCUGAGCGAUCCCAAUCCCAACUCACCGGCCAACUCCACUGCCGCCCAGCUCUACAAGGAGAAUCGUCGCGAGUACGAGAAGCGUGUGAAGGCCUGUGUGGAGCAGAGCUUUAUCGAUUAGGCAUGCGUCGACAGCAACAGCAACAGCAACAGCAACAGCAACCAGAUCAGCAGCAACAGUUUGCAGUAGCGGCAGUGGCAGCAAGCAACCCUCAAGUUCUAACACGCAACCACAUGCAACAAUACAAACAAGUUUCAAUUAAAUAAUAUCACAUAUAAUGCUAUGAAUUGUAAACAAGCAAACAUACAUGAACUCUAACUAAUGCGCACACGAACACAGACACACACAGACACACACCCGCAAGUAACGUUAUAUUUUAUUAGAAGAACAAUAACAUCAACCUGUUGGAGCAGAAAACAGCAGCAGCCAUCUUGAGCGACAGCAAUUGAGGCCGAAGCGUCUCAUAAACUAUCUAUAACUGUAAUAUCCCCAAUUCAAUGUUGUAAUUCGACUAGCAGCAGAAAAGUUAAUAAUAAAAAAAUAUGUAUAUAUAUAGCAACA